This is a messenger RNA of Erinaceus europaeus (western European hedgehog), 8702 nucleotides long. It is a transcript of the gene CDS2, whose product is annotated as CDP-diacylglycerol synthase 2. Lineage: Eukaryota; Metazoa; Chordata; Mammalia; Eulipotyphla; Erinaceidae. Gene Ontology annotation, molecular function: phosphatidate cytidylyltransferase activity. The transcript has 12 exons. The coding region runs from base 193 to 1299 and encodes 368 amino acids. Gene Ontology annotation, cellular component: endoplasmic reticulum membrane. The record is from RefSeq and is a predicted model, not a curated record.
UUUCCCACUCCCUCUGCAUAGGAAUCAGAAGUAAAGACAGAUGGGGAGACGGCAUCUGACAGUGAGAGUCGAGCGGAAUCUGCUCCCUUGCCAACUUCUGUGGAUGAUACCCCAGAGGUCCUCAACAGGGCCCUGUCCAGCUUGUCAUCAAGAUGGAAGAACUGGUGGGUGAGAGGUAUCCUGACUUUGGCCAUGAUUGCAUUUUUCUUCAUCAUCAUUUACCUGGGACCAAUGGUUUUAAUGAUCAUUGUCAUGUGUGUCCAGAUUAAGUGUUUCCAUGAGAUUAUCACUAUUGGCUAUAAUGUCUACCAUUCCUAUGACCUGCCCUGGUUCAGAACUCUCAGCUGGUACUUUCUACUGUGCGUAAAUUAUUUCUUCUAUGGUGAAACGGUGACCGAUUACUUCUUCACCCUGGUUCAGAGAGAGGAGCCUUUGCGGAUUCUCAGUAAAUACCACCGAUUCAUUUCAUUUACUCUCUACCUGACAGGAUUCUGCAUGUUUGUGCUAAGUUUGGUCAAGAAGCAUUAUCGGCUGCAGUUCUACAUGUUUGGCUGGACCCAUGUAACAUUAUUAAUUGUUGUAACCCAAUCACAUCUUGUUAUCCACAACCUCUUUGAAGGAAUGAUCUGGUUCAUUGUCCCUAUUUCUUGUGUGAUCUGUAAUGACAUAAUGGCCUAUAUGUUUGGCUUCUUCUUUGGUCGGACCCCACUCAUCAAGCUGUCCCCGAAGAAGACAUGGGAAGGUUUCAUUGGGGGCUUCUUUGCUACUGUGGUAUUUGGACUUCUGCUGUCCUAUGUGAUGUCUGGGUACAGAUGCUUUGUCUGCCCUGUGGAGUACAACAAUGACACCAACAGCUUCACUGUGGACUGUGAACCCUCAGACCUGUUUCGCCUGCAUGAGUACAACAUUCCUGGGGUGAUCCAGUCAGCCAUUGGCUGGAAAACAGUCCGGAUGUACCCUUUCCAGAUUCAUAGCAUCGCUCUCUCUACCUUUGCCUCACUCAUCGGUCCCUUUGGAGGGUUCUUUGCAAGUGGAUUCAAACGAGCUUUUAAGAUCAAAGACUUUGCUAACACCAUUCCUGGCCAUGGAGGCAUAAUGGAUCGUUUUGACUGCCAGUAUCUGAUGGCCACCUUUGUCAAUGUCUACAUUGCCAGUUUUAUCAGGGGUCCUAACCCAAGCAAGCUGAUUCAGCAGUUCCUGACCCUCAGGCCAGAUCAGCAGCUUCAUAUUUUCAACACACUCAAGUCUCACCUGGCUGACAAGGGGAUGCUGACCACCAUCACCGAGGAUAAUGAAUAGGGGUCUGUCUCCCAGGGCUGGGAGAACAGGAAUAGAACUGAGGAGGAGCAGGGCUCCAUGGCAAACCCACUGUGUGACUUAGGCAAUGACAAGGCUUCAACUCACUGUCUUUUUUUUUUUUGGUAGUGUAUUUUUUAUCUGUAGGUUUAAAAAUAUCUAUAUACAGGCUAUGUGCUUAUGAUUUGGGUUGUGAGUGAACUAUAGCUUUGAGUUGGAAAGAAGUCACAGGGUAAAAACCUUUUGGUUUUUUUAAACAAAAAGUUUUUUUAACCACCUGGAUGUUAAUAUUGUUGCUCAACUUGGGAGCAACUGUUGGGGACUUUCUGGUUCCCAAUAAGUGACCUGUUCUGGGUUUGGUCAGAGAGUGCAUGCUCAUCUGUGUUCAACCAGUUCAGGGCCCCCUCCCUGUCUUGGGGGCUGCUCCCCAGCAGGGAAGAGAUGCCAGGCUUGGAUGCCUUUGCUUCUGGAGAGUUUUCUGCUGUGUUCCUCUAUAAUCCCUGCCUUGGGGCUGCAAGACCUUCUGUAGGCUGGAGGGACAAAGGCAUAUUAAUCAGAUACGCAUUUUAUCCAGAGGAAAUCUUGCGGAACAUGAGCACUUGCUUUGUGAUGUGGGUCCACCUUUAUCAUAGACUGAAAGGAGGUUUCAGUUUUUAUUUUCUCCAGAAAGCAUGAAUAAUUAUUUAUAGUAGCCUGGGAAAAAUGCACUGUAAUAUUUCAAGUGUAUGCAAUAGAAUGUACUGUAACCGAGCCCCUCCCCACAGGUUUUAGGCUCAAGUAGCUCCUAUAGGGUAACUGUGUCUUUUCAGGGAUGAUGCCAUUCAUGUUUGUGCUGUAGAUUUCUUGCUGCUGAAUCCUUUCUGGGAGCUUUUCUAUUAGGCAGGGAGCAGCAUCCUUUGCCUGACCCACCACCCAUGUAGCUGCUGUGUUGUAUGUGUCCUACUCUUAAGGCAAGUGGAUAUCUAUGUGUCUGUUUGAAAAGUCACUUAUUUCUUAAUAGUGAUCUCAGUUGUACCAUGACUUCUUCACUGAAACCGUAAGAUCCUGCUUAAAACUUUGGAAAACCUAACCUGACUAGAGGUUUGACUGUUCCGAGGAUUAAAUGCACACUUUUUAAUGCGAUCAGUUUAAAUGUAGUUUGUAUUUACUGCGGGACUUUUUUUUUUUUUAACUGUGAUAUUUCUCCCCUCCUUGUUUUAGGAGUGAGGUUGACUUUGAGAAGACAGGUUCUUUGUCAGGACAAUAAACAAAGGAGGAGUACAGGAGAACUUAGAGCCCAAACGUUUUCAAUGAUUCCGUGCUGUAGCUGUUCUCAUUGCCAAAUGAGGGUGUCACGGCUUGCUUAAGCACAGUGGUCUGGUGCUGGCUUGUUUUGUUUUUCAUUCAGCCUUGCUGCAUCCCUGAAGACUCACCGUGUGCCCAGAUCACUACCACUUUCAGCACAGGGCAGACUCUUCUAGAAGAUUCAGCUUGCAGUCACUGUGUGACACCCCCACCCACACACAUAUGCAUGCAACACUGAUGUGACUUCCUUUUUCUGAAUGUUCACUUCUGUUACAGCACAUGACUUUUCUUUUUCAGUUUGAGACCUCCUCCUAAAAAGCAACAGCAUUUUCAUACAGGGUCUCAGUCCUGGUUUUGAGACCCUGGACAAGACCCAUCCUUCCCGGGGCCCUCGUUUCUGACAAGUUUUCUGAUUUCAGUAUUCCAUGAUUCUGGCUUAGCAAAUUCAUGAUACUUGAACUUGCUGGAGGCAUUGACUAGUGUCCUGGACACCCUAAAAGCAAAUGCUUGCAGACCUUUUUAAAAAAUAUUUGUGCAUAAGGUGAGCAACAAACUAAACAGUGGAAGUGAGUAGUAAUGAGUCAACUUUUCUGACUGAUGAAUGAACUUGAUCCCUUAAACCUGCUAUAAGGACACCUCACUGUAUUGUGUUACUUCAUUGUGGGCAUAGAGUGCCAUCUUAGGGAGCAGGGAGUCUCAUCUGGGGCUCAGUCACCGAAAGCUACUCUUGAAUAGGGCUGCCUUUGGGAUCAAGAAGCUUGACACAUUCCUUUGUGGAAGUGGUUGCUGAUUAGGGGUGGAGGGGCCUUGAGGUUCUGCAGACUGAAGAUGAAUGUUGUGCAGAGGGCCAGCUUGGAUUUUAUUCACUCCUGGUUUCUCCCACAUGCUUCUUGGUGUGAUAGGAGGACUUUCAUUGUCUUGUAGCCAGGAGACCAAUGCCACCAUGUGUCUGUGUAGCACAAGGUUUCUUCUCUCCCAUUUACUGAAAAUAUUUCACCACACAGACAAGAUUCAAAAAACUAUGUUAGCACACACCUAUGCAUACCUCAGUGAAUUUAUUUAGAUCCUUUAUGUGUAAGAGAAAUAAAAUGUGACUAAAACCAUGUGUCCUCCUUUGUAAUGAAUUCAGUGGGUCACUUCCAUGUAUGGUUUAAUGUUUUCCAUUUGUCUUUAGUGUUCAUAAAUAUUGCAUAGCUUAGGUUUUUGUUUUGUUCGGUUCGUUUUUUCCCUAAAUAUCUAGAAAGAUAAAUGGAACAUGUGUAUUUUUGUUUUGUUUUGCAAUGUAAAUCCUUAGGGCUUGAGUGGAGAGAGCUUCUCCGGGGUCAUGUUGCAUUGUCAAGUCUGUGUCCCUCUUGGACUCACCCACCACAACAAGGACUAGGAUGUUCCUCAGCAUUCUUUCCCUCAAGUGUAAGAGAUCUGACUUCUGCCCCAGAUUGGCCUUAAAAUGCUCCCAGUUGGCUCAGAAUUAGUGACAAGGGCCUGAUGAAAAAAUGUAGCAGAAACUGGGGAAUGAUCUGCAGAGGGUCAGCCAUCAAAGCACCAGCCUGGAUGUCCUCUCUGUUGAGUUCUGACUGCUCUGAGGACACUGAAUUUGUUUGUACAUGACACCCCUUUCCUCUCAGCAUCCAAAAAGUACCCCUGUAUGUUUUCCUUCUUAAAGCAAAACUCUCCUGGGUAGUCUGAACCUUAUUUCUGAUUAUUAUUAUUUUGCCUGUUUUAUAUUGAGUCUUUUCAUUGCUAUAUGUAAAAUUGUAUUUAUUCUUAGCAUUGUAUAGUCCUAUAAUGUAUGUUUAAAGCUAAGUCACUUUUAGAAAUGGUGAAAUGUAACUUUAAACGUUAACACUUAACAAAUUUUGAAAACAUUUUUUGGUAGCUAUCCCCCCCCCACACACACACACACUGGGCUUUUUCUGCUGUAAUGACUUAUAUAAGAAGAUUCCCAAAUUAUAGAUAUGUAUAUUUUUUGUGAUACCAAGGAAUAAAUGCAGGGUCUUGCACACAUGUGUUAGCACUACCAAGCAGUCUCCCAGAGUUGGUGAUUUUUACUCCUUAUUUGGGGUGGGGGUGGGGUGGCAGGGAGAAGAACGAGAGAGAAGAAUGAGAAGAGAAUCAUCACAGCACACCUGUUAUCUGUGGGGCUCCCAUGUGCUAUCAGGACCCAGACCCAGAGGCUUAUAUUUGGUAAGGUGUGCUCUCUACCAAGCGAACUAUUUCUUGGUCCCUCCAGAGCUGUAUGUUAAAGAAGACUGAACAGACUCUGUGGUUAGAGUUUAAGCUAGUUGCCCAGUUGGCUGGAGCCUAAUUGAAACUAGAGUUCAUUUUAUGCUGUCAGUGAGACCCUAGCAGGUUGAAAGUAUCCUUUUUUUAAAUUUUUUUUUUUUUUAGUAUUUAUUUUAUUUAUUUAUUCCCUUUUGUUGUCCUUGUUUUAUUGUUGUUGUUGUUGGAUAGGACAGAGAAAUGGAGAGAGGAGGGGAAGACAGAGAGAAGGAGAGAAAGAUAGACACCUGCAGACCUGCUUCACCACCUGUGAAGCGACUCCCCUGCAGGUGGGGAGCCGGGGUUCGAACCGGGAUCCUUAUGCCGGUCCUUGUGCUUUGCGCCACCUGCACUUAACCCACUGCGCUACAGCCCGACUCCCGAAAGUAUCCUAAGUGCUGACGGCCUGGUUGGGGAUGGAGGGUUGGUCGUGUGUGUGGGUGGCUCAGGCAGAAUGUCACUCUUGGGAGAAAUGCAUGUAGAUGUUUGGCACAGUGUUUGGAACAUAGUAAGUGUUCAGUAGUUUAUUUUAAAUCUUAAUUUAUGUUAAUGAGAGAUCGCAGAGCACUGCUCAGCUCUGGCUUAUGGUGGUAGGGUUGAAUCUAGGACCUAUGGUGCCUCAAGCUUGAAAGUCUUUUUUGCAUAACCAUUAUGCUAUUUCCCCAGCCCUUGUUUGUUUUUAUUAUUAUUAUUUUAAAUAAUUUAUUUAUUCAUGAGACAGGCAGAGAGAAAGAACCAGACAUCACUCUGGUACAUGUGCUGCCAGGGAUUGAACUCAGGACCUCAUGGUUGAGAAUCCAAUGUUUUAUCCACUGCGCCACCUCCCGGACCACAUUUGUUUUUAUUUUUUAAACUCAGCUGGUAACUUGAAGCCAAGCCCAUGGAAACCCACUGGGGUUUCAGCCAUUACACUGUUAGCUCCUCUGCACGCAGCUGGAGUAGUUACAGUCUCGAAAGUGACCACCCUGUGGUGACUGAAACAGUCCAACUUUAACAUUCACCUACACAUCUGGGCACUUCCCACUGCAUUUAGAAAGCUGUAGCCACUCAGGGAUAGAUGACUUGAGGAUAUUCAAAUGUUCUCUGGUUUUAGUGUGAAUGGAAUGGUUCACCUGAGGCCUUUUCCACUUCCUCCUUCCCAGUGAUCCCUUUCUUGCACAGAGAAGGUCUGUGACUCACUCUGGACCCCGCAGCCCCCUCUGGCUAAAGGUAGCACUUCUUUGUAUGAGUUACCUCAGGGGUCAAGAGUGGGGGAAGGAGAGACCUUUGUAGCUGAUUAUAUUGUUAGCCUAAAAGUUCUGCAUUCCCUUUAAAACAGUUUCAUGCUUUCAUAAAAGAAUUAUUUGGGUUUGAAGCAGGUGACCAUUUGAGGGUAGGUGAUGGAUACUUCUGUUGAAUUCUAGAUUAGUAAGGAAUCACAUUCAUGGACAGUGAACACUGAAUUGAGUGAAAAAUGUUUCCUUGGUUUUCUGGAUGGAGCAAGUGUGUAAAGUUGAGGAUUCUUCAUUUUGAAGGAACAAUGUUGACAAAGAUUAAUGGAAUAAUAAUAAGGAAAGGAAUAAUAACAUAGACUACUGGUUUGACUGAAUUAUUUCCUGGGUUUUAGUGAGGAAUUAAGACCCAUUACUAGUCUUUAAAAAAUGGUUUCUCUCUUUCAGUUAAUUAGAGAAGUAAGGGUCAUGACAGAAGAACCUGGUUGUAGAUGUUUAAUAAGCAGUUUCUGGAAUGGUCUGGUUCUGAGCUGGGCUGAGAGACCCUCUUUUCUAGACUUGUCUGACAAGCCUGGCAUUUCCUUCCUCAUUGUUUUACAUCUAGUGGAACCAACAACUUUUGGUAUUCAGAGGAGAAGAUCUAACUGGAGGUGAGCACCUUCUGGGCACUGGUCUCCCAGGCAUUGGGCAGCUGGCUCUUGGCAGCCUCUGGAGAGCCUUGCCUUUAUGUUGUGCUUGAUGAUUCUAUCCCAAAGGGCAUUCUGUUUGCGGGUAUUCACAUCUCUGUCACCUACUUCUCAGCUCUGUUAGAUUCAUGUACUGGUUUUGUGCAAAGGAAAAGCAGACUAGAAAGGGAGUUAAGAAUAUUCUCUAAGGCACCCAUCACAGGGAGAUGAGAAAAUGUUUCCAUAUGUCAACAACUGCACUGCAAACUAUUAAGCCCUCAAUAAAGUGAUUAAAAACAGUAUUUUCUUUUUUAAAAAAAUAUUUCCUUUUGUUGCCUUUUUAUUGUAGUUAUUAUUGUUGUUAUUGAUGUUGUCGUUGUUAGGACAGAGAGAAAUGGAGAGAGGAGGGGAAGACGGGGGAGAGAUAGACACCUGCAGACCUGCUUCACUACCUGUGAAGCGACUCCCCUGCAGGUGGGGACCUGGGGGCUCGAACCAGAAUCCUACCACCAGUUCUUGUGCUUUGUGCCAUGUGCGCUUAACCUGCUGUGCUACCGCCCGACUCCCCAAAAGUAUUUUCUAGUGAGCAACGUGUAUAUGUGUAUAAGAGUGACCUUUGAAUGCCAUCUCAUUAGAAUCCUACCUAUAGGCAUCAUGUGGCUACCUUGCAUCACACUGGCUGAGUAGGCUUCUGGGGAUUGGUUACAUGGUGGAACAGCUGAACAGACAACACCAGGGCCAAUUAAAUUAAAGAAUGUGGCGCCAAGAUAAAAAGGCAGGGACAGGGUGCGACUAUUGCCUGGCUAGAGGACAGGGAACAAGCAUCAGGAGGAACACAGGCAGGGAGGGGGCCAUUAAUCCUGAAGCUGAGGGCAGACUCAGACUGACUCUGCAUCUUAUGUGGGUCUGAGGACCAGGAAUCAGAAGCUUUUGGAUUCUCUUCUGAUACUGAUAUUAAGCUUUAUUUAUUUAUUUAUUUAUUUUUUUCCCUCCAGGGUUAUUGCUGGGCUCGGUGCCUGCACCAUGAAUCCACCACUCCUGGAGGCCAUUUUUCCCCCUUUUUGUUGCUCUAGUUGUUGCAGCCUCGUUAUGGUUAUUAUUGCCAUUGUUGACGUUGCUUUGUUGUUGGAUAGGACAGAGAGAAAUGGAGAGAGGAGGGGAAGACAGAGAGAGAGGGGAGAGAAAGAUAGACACCUGCAGACCUGCUUCACCACCCGUGAAGCGACUCCCCUGCAGGUGGGGAGCCGGGGGCUCGAACCGGGAUCCUUACGCCGGUCCCUGCGCUUUGCGCCACGUGCGCUUAACCCACUGCGCCACCGCCCGACUCCCAAGCUUUAUUUUUUUAUUGACACUUUCCAAAGCAGAGAGAAAGCUCAGAGUGGUAGAGACAGGCACCACUGUUGAGAAAUCUUGGGGAUUCUAAUAUUCUUGGGUGAGUUGACACAAGUGGAUAGCUGCUUCAGUUCUGCCCAUUCUGAGGAUCUAUUCAAUGAGAAUUUCCCCCCUAACAGUGAUGACCUCCUGCCUACUUUGAGGAGUGCCAGGUAGUCAGAUGUAGGCUAUCACUGCCAGUAUCUAUGUCACAGGAAGGCUGGUGCCUUCCCUUCCCCUCACCCCCUUUGGGUGGACCAGACACCCUGGGACUCAGCUGUCUCUCACUAACAGGCUGGUAUUGAUGUUCAGUUUCUUCCCUCAGAUACUGGGAGGCCUUGGAAUAGCUCCUGAGUGUUUGGAGCCCAAGUGUAGUCCUUAAAGCCUCCCCAAAUAGGCAUGUCUGUGCUGCUGCUAUGCCCUGUAUAUGACUACUGAAUCCCUGUUUUUUUUUGCCACAGCUGACCUUUCUCUGUGACAUCCUGAUCAAUGUUGAAUAAUAAAUGCAGAUUAUUCAAUGCAGUGUCAGAACAUGAUAUACUGUACAUUGGAAAGUAUUAACUUAUUUAUAUACCUGGAUGUUCCUAUUGCAUAAAUAAACAUCAGUUAAAUUCUA